AUGGCUGACACAACAGGUGAUGAGGAUCGCGAGCGCCUCAAGGCUGCACUGUGGUACGCCGUCGGUCAGAUUGUCGAUGAGCAGUCACUCAUCCGCAACCGCAACGCUACGCCGCAGUUUAUCGGCGCCCUCACAGAGCUCGUCUGGGCCCAGAUAGAAAAUGUGGCCACCGACUUGGAGACGUUUAGCAACCACGCAGGUCGCACAACCGUGACGACCGAUGAUGUUCUCCUGCUCGCUAGAAAGAACCCGGAUCUGCACCAGAUUAUGAAGGACUUUAUUGACCAGGCCAAGGCGGAUAAGGAGGCAGCCAAGGGAAGAGGGAGCACAAGCAAAGGAAGACGGUAG
Molecule: messenger RNA, 348 nt
Organism: Fusarium keratoplasticum
Lineage: Eukaryota; Fungi; Ascomycota; Sordariomycetes; Hypocreales; Nectriaceae
Exons: 3
Coding region: 1-348 (115 amino acids)
Biological process (GO): resolution of meiotic recombination intermediates; replication fork processing
Cellular component (GO): Fanconi anaemia nuclear complex; FANCM-MHF complex
Molecular function (GO): chromatin binding; protein heterodimerization activity
Source: RefSeq, a predicted model, not a curated record